AGUCUCCCCCGCUAGCUGGCACAAUGCAGGGCAGUAAGGAUCGCCUGCUGGCUGAGAGUGAUAGGAAGGAGCGGACUCUCCUGCUAGCUGGCACAAUGCUGGGCAGUAAAGAUCGUCUGCUGGCUGAGAGUGAUAGAAAGGAGCGGACUACCCCGCUAGCUGGCACAAUGCUGGGCAGUAAGGAUUGCCUGCUGGCUGAGAGUGAUAGGAAGGAGCAGACUCCCCCGCUAGCUGACACAAUGCUGUGCAGUAAGGAUUGUCUGCUGGCUGAGCUUGAUAGGAAAAAGCGGACUCCCCCGCUAGCUGGCACAAUACUGGGCAGUAAGAAUCGCCUACUGACUGAGAAUGAUAGGACGGAACGAACUCCCAUGCUCGCUGGCAUAAUGCUGGGCAGUAAUAAUCGCCUGCUGGCUGAGCAUGAUAGGAAAGAGCGGACUCCCCCGCUAGCUGGCACAAUGCUGGGCAGUGCGAAUCGCCUACUGACUGAGAAUGAUAGGAAGGAGUGGACUCCCCUGCAGGCUGGCAUAUUGCUGAUCAGUAAGGAUCACCUGCUGGCUGAGCGUGAUAGGAAACAGCGGACUCCCCCGCUAGCUGGCACAAUGCAGGGCAGUAAGGAUCGCCUGCUGGCUGAGAGUAAUAGGAAGGAGCGGACUCUCCUGCUAGCUGGCACAAUGCUGGGCAGUAAGGAUCGCCUACUGGCUGAGAGUGAUAGGAUGGAGCGGACCCUCCCGCUAGCUGGCACAAAGCUGGGCAGUAAGGAUUGCCUGCUGAUUCUGUGUGUCACUUCCCACUCUGCACUCAUACAUGGCACCCAUCCUCCUCCCCCUCACUCACACAUCCCAGAUGGUUUGCAGCCUCUGAGGCUCUGACUAGCAGCAUCCUAUCUCUCUCUCCGUUCUCCCAGCUCGUCUCCCUGCAUCUCCGAUGGGCUGCCGGGCUCACAAGAGGUGAGUGAUUAGUGGCCACCCUGUGUCUGCUGUGCAGGUGAGGGAUGCUGUGCUGG
Molecule: messenger RNA, 1003 nt
Organism: Pelobates cultripes (western spadefoot toad)
Lineage: Eukaryota; Metazoa; Chordata; Amphibia; Anura; Pelobatidae
Source: the annotation of a GenBank genome assembly